This is a messenger RNA of Alternaria alternata, 555 nucleotides long. RefSeq names its product vacuolar ATPase assembly integral membrane protein VMA21. Gene Ontology annotation, cellular component: endoplasmic reticulum membrane. The record is from RefSeq and is a predicted model, not a curated record. Lineage: Eukaryota; Fungi; Ascomycota; Dothideomycetes; Pleosporales; Pleosporaceae. Gene Ontology annotation, biological process: vacuolar proton-transporting V-type ATPase complex assembly. The coding region runs from base 1 to 324 and encodes 107 amino acids. The transcript has 3 exons.
AUGACGACCAGACGGAUUGUCAACGAGGAGAAGUCGUCUCUAGACUACGAUGGGAAGGGCGCUCCCGAGCCGUCCAAUACCUCUCCAGCAGUGCCAUCAUCGGUUAUCUGGAAGUUGAUGAGCUUCACCUUUGCCAUGAUCACGCUGCCUAUCGGCACGUACUUCUUCACUGUCAACUUUGUCUUCCAGGGCAACGCAACAUGGGCGGGUGGUUUGGCAGCACUCAUGGCAAAUGUUGUCUUGAUCGCAUACGUUGUCAUGGCAUUCAAGGAUGACCAGGAAGAGAUGCGGGAGGAAGCGGAAAAGUCCAAGAAGAAGUUGUGAUUCUUGCUGGUGCAUGGAAACCAGGGUUGCAAUGCAUGCUAGGGGAAGCCAUUCCAAGGAGCUUGUUCUUGCGAGUUGUACUAUGAGUACCAGAAUCUACUUUAAAGAUACACACAAACUUCUGUGUCACGUCUCACGAAAACGAGCUCCUUGUUAUGGAAAUACAAUAGGAGACUUAGUGUGAGAUCAUCACGGCAUCACCACAAUCAGAUGAAAAUGUCAAUGUUGCUC